Molecule: messenger RNA, 4820 nt
Organism: Chara braunii
Lineage: Eukaryota; Viridiplantae; Streptophyta; Charophyceae; Charales; Characeae
Source: the annotation of a GenBank genome assembly
GCGAAGAAGUGCUGUGCGGCACGAAAAGACAGUAAAUUGAUCAGAACAGAGACCGCGCGAAAAGACAUUACUUGUAAAUUGAUCAGAACAGAGAUGGAGUAAGGGGCGGAGGUGGUGGUUACGUGGCGUGGAAAGAUGUGAAGUGAAGUGCGCUUUGCAAUUGGAAGAUUGAACGCGACUGACGCAGAACUGAAUGGCGGGGACACAUAAGAAAAAAAGGGAGGAAUAGAAGAAGAAGAAGAAGAAGAAUGGUGACAAACAGAGGCCAACAAACUGUCAUGCUUCACGCUUCUCCGACAAAUCUUCAACAGUUCCGCACGUACAACAAGUCUUAGAAACGCCCACAAGAAGGAGAAGGCGGAGGAGGACGGAAAGCAAGGAGGCUGUAAAUAUGGGGCUAUAGGCGAAGGCGAGAGAAAAAGGAGGAGGAGGAGGAGGAGGACGGAAAUCAAAGAGGCUGUAACGGUGGGGUAUACGUGAAGGAGCCAGAAAAAGGAGGAGAGGGAGGAAUCCAUAGAAGUGAAAGACAGGAAUAGAAGACGAAGACUAAGAAGAAGAAGAAGAAGAAGAAGAAGAAGAAGACUAAGAAGAAGAAGAAGAAGAAGAAGAAGAAGAAGAAGACGAAGAAGAGCCUAGAAAGAUGAGGUAAGUGACGGAGAGGGUAAAAGUAGGAGAGAUAGAGAAGCGAAGAAAAGGAGGGAGAAAGACAGGAAUAUAAAAGAAAACACGGAGAAGGAAGAGGGAGGAGGAGAAGAAGAAGAGAGACAGCAGAAGACGACAAGGGAAUUCAGCAGAGGACGCGACAGCACACGAAGAGAGAAGAGAGGAGAAGAACAGAAAGGAUGUUGCCUUUCCGGUGCCCUUACUGGUUGAAACACCUUCGUCGUAAUCCAUGGAUCGCCCUGGUGGCUGGACUGUUACUCGAGUGCUGCGCGGGAGCGGCAGACAAUUUCUCUAUAUAUUCCACAAGGAUGAAGACUUCUCUCGGUUACGAUCAGCUUAUGCUGAAUACACUUGGCACGGCCAAAGAUGUGAACGUCGCAGUUAUCGCUGGCUGGCUUUACAACCACGUUCGGCCUCGAACGCUGCUCCUCAUCGCUGCGUUAUGUUCUACUUCCGGUUAUCUUCUUCUAUGGCUGGCUGUGAAACAUCUCAUCAUCCAGCCCCCCUUCGCUGUCAUGCUAGUUUUCCUCUGCGUCGCUGCUAACAGCGGCUUCUUUUUCACUACGGGUAUCGUCGUCACUAUGAUUAGGAAUUUUCCUGAUUGCCGCGGCUAUGUGGUUGGGCUCGUUAAGGGCUUUUGUGGACUGAGCGCGGCGAUCUUUGCGCAAGUGUAUAUGGCAGUAUUCGCUCCCGACGCUGAUGACUUCCUCCUCCUCGUUGCCGUGCUACCCACCGUCUUCACUCUCUCUCUCAUGUUCUUCAUCCGACCCAUAGAUCGGCGUCGACGUGGCGAUGCCUAUGAAGCGUAUGUCCGUGGGAAGUUCGGAUUUCUGUACGCCGUUGGCCUCGUUCUCGCGCUCUACUUGCUGGGCGUCAUCGUCGUCGAGGAGGUGCGCGGGCUGUCGGUCACCGAGCGCGUGAUGGGGCUCCUGACCAUGAUGGUCAUCCUGGUUUCGAUGGUCGGCGUGACGAAGAGAUGGCCGAAGCCAUUCGCCGAGGAAGAGGACGGAUAUGGCGGCGGCGUCGGCGCGGGGCUCUUGCUUAUCGCCGGCGACGGCUAUGGCGUCGGCGGCGGUGGGAGCAAGAGGUCCUCCUUGUCGGGGAUCGAGCGCCCGCUUCUGCUAGGAGAAGACGACGGCACAACAGAUCUCGAGCGCGUCAAGAGCGAAAGAGAGGAGGCAGAGAAGCAGAGAGAGCAACAUGAGCAGGGCGACGACGACGACGACGACGAGGUGGAGUCUGUCAUUCACGAGAUCGAAAUUGAGCUAGCCAAUGAAUGGCCGUUCGAUUCCGAUGAAGACUCAGAUGAAGAUUCCGAAGAAGGAGGAGGAGGAGGAGGGGGAGGAGGAGGAGGAGGAGGAGGAGGAGGAGAGGAGGGGUACAAAAGAGAUGGGCGAGGAGGGAGGAGAAUCACAGAAGGCGAUGACAUAGAUGUUGACGACGGCUCUGGAGGUCCAUAUAGGACGGCCAUGGAGGAUAAUGAUCUUCUUGUUGGAGAUGCCGUACACCAGAGGCGGCGGGAAAGCAGCAACGACAGCUGGAAGCCCGAUGCGCUCAUGGCUUCUUCCGGCACGUCGGCGGGACUCGCUGACCAUCCUCCUCCUCCUUAUCCUCUUCCUCCUCCUCCUCCUCCUUCCAAUCAAGAUCAUUAUGAUCAGCAGCAGCAGAACAGGCAGGGGACGGGGGAUGAUGAAGAUCGGGAUCGGGAUCGUCUUCUUCGAGGAGAGGAUGUGGUCAUAACGGGAUCGAGACGGCGACGUCGUCGUCCUGUGCGCGGGGAGGACUUCACCAUUCGUCAAGCCGCGAAGACCGUCGAUUUUUGGCUUAUCUUUGCUUCUUCGGUGAUCGGACGAGGGUGCGGCUUUGCAGUGAUGAACAACCUUGGGCAGAUGGGAAUGGCGCUAGGGUACGAGGGGAAGAGCAUCAGCGCUUUCGUCUCCUUGUUGAGCAUCUGGAACUUCCUCGGCUGCCUCGGGUCGGGAUUCGGUUCGGAGGCGAUGGUGAGGGAGUGGUCCUGGCCUCGCCCCGUCGUCCAGGUCAUCGUCCUCGUGCUUAUGACCGGCGGCAACGUGCUGUUCUGGUCGAACAGGCCCGGGGUUCUCUACUUUGGCUCCGCCUUGGUUGGGUUGUCCUUCGGCGCGCAGGUGACGUUGAUGCCCGCGCUCGUCUCCGAGAUCUUCGGCCUUAGAAAAUUUGCUGAGCUGUACAACUGGAUCAAUCUUGCCAAUCCCAUUGGCUCGUACAUCUUCUCGGUCUGUCUGGCGGGUUCCGUGUACGACAGGGAGGCGGCGAAACAGCAGUCGAGCAAAUGCCGUGGGCAUCAAUGCUACAGCUUGACGUUCCUCGUCAUGGCCGUCGCAUGCCUGGGAGCCAUCGUAUUGAACGUGGCGCUGGUCGCUCGAACGAGAAAAUUCUACAAGCGAGGACGACGAAGUAAACGAGAGGUGGCCGGGGGAGCUCAAGAUCAGAUCUGAUCUGACGGCUCGAACGAGGACGACGCCUCGGCGGCGCGCACCGCCGAUCUGACGGCUCGGCGCGCAUCGUCGAUCUGACGGCUCGAACGAGGGACUACAAGAUCAGAUCUGAUCUGACGGCUCGAACGAGGACGACGGCUCGGCGCGCACCGUCGAUCUGACGGCUCCGACGAGGACGACGGCUCGAAUCGUGUAGAACUCGUUUUUUUUCCCCCGAACGGAGAGAAGCCGUCGUCAUGUGGAACGUGGCUGGCUCUUGUUGCUCGAAGGAGGACGACGAAGCAAACGAGAGAGGUGGCGAGGGGAGCACGAGAGCAGAUCUAAUGCCCUACAUAUAUAUACAGAGUAUACGCACAAUAGGUUUUUUUUGUCGAGUUUGUUUUUGGAUUGGUAGCGCUCUAUAAUUUAAUUCUUCUUAACGUUCAAAAGCUUGUAGUUGUUGUUGUUGGUGUUGUCUGUUCUCGUUAAUUGUUGGUAUUGUGUUGUUUUGUAGAGCCCCAUUUGAGGGUGUACGUACUAUAGGACUCGUUUUUCUACUUGUUUCUGGACGCAACUGCGGUCAGAUGCAUCCAUCCAGCUCGGGCUGUAAAUGCGGUGAGAUACACCUGCGAUAGUGCUAGUGUGAGUACGGCUGCGUAAUCUGUCUGGUGGGGACGAGAGAGGCAGUAGUCGUCAAGUUGGCCUGGUCAAGCGUAUCCAGGCUGGCUUCAGGGACCACCUAACCCAAUGACAAACCUCGUUUUCUCUCUACUGUCCUCCCUUUCCCCAACUAUCUCAGCGCUCCACCGUUUCCCUUCUUCUCGGAGACCGUGUCCUUCGUAAGCUGACCUCCUCCGCGAUCUCCUCCUCCUCCCCGUCUUCUCUCUCUCUCUCUCUCUCUCUGUGUCUCAGAGUGCCUGAUUCUAUGGAAAGGAUCGCACCAAGGCUUGUCGAACGGUAACCUUGCAUGCAUCCGAUGCAAGAAGACGUCCAGGUACACUCAAGUGUUCGUGAGGCCAGUCUUGGUGUGACUGGCACCUUAGUUGCUCAGCUAAUCGUUACACUCACCAUUUUCCUCCCUCCCUCCCUCCCUCCCUCCCUCUCUCUCUCUCUCUCUCUCUCUCUCUCUCUCUCUCUCUCUCUCUCUCUCUCUCUCUCUCUCUCUNUCCCUCUCUCUCUCUCUCUCUCUCUCUCUCUCUCUCUCUCUCUCUCUCUCUCUCUCUCUCUCUCUCUCUGUCGCUCGCCCGCUCGAAGACUGAUUAAGCGCCUCAGAGUUCGUUUCGUUAUUGAUAGAUCAUGCCAAGACUUCACGUACACUUCGUGCAUGUAUCUAGUCCAAGAAAACACCCAAAUACACUAUUUGAGUGCAGCCGCGGUCUGAUGUGUGCCCCUUCAGCUCAUCGUCACAUCAGCAUCAUCAGCACUGAUUGUCACAUUUCAUUCGCUGAGAUUCGUUCACGACAGUUUUUGGUGUCAUUCUCUCUCUCUCUCUCUCUCUCUCUCUCUCUCUCUCUCUCUCUCUCUCUCUCUCCCCGUUAGGAGUGACACUCAAACAGAGGUACACGAGACAGAGGCAGAGAGAGGAGGAGACGGAAGGAGGAGGAGGAGUGGAGUGUGGGUGUUUUGGGGUCCAGACUGUGUAUUCGAAGGCUUGUUAGGUUGGUGCUUUUCGUGAACGGUUUUGAAUGAAGCACAAAGAUUCGG